Molecule: messenger RNA, 1381 nt
Organism: Rubroshorea leprosula
Lineage: Eukaryota; Viridiplantae; Streptophyta; Magnoliopsida; Malvales; Dipterocarpaceae
Source: the annotation of a GenBank genome assembly
CUUUGUUUGUGUUGCGACGCGUUCCAUGCUUCUCUUUCCCCCCGUCUAUAAGUUUUCCUCCUACUCGCUUCCUUCUCAAUCUCUAGAACCCAUUUUCAACAAUAUUUUCUGAAUACUGUUUCGAUUUGAUUCCUGCGUUUGUGUUGUUUGCCCGAUUUUCUUGGUAUUUUUCAGAUUCAAUAAAAUUUUGAUUCUGUCAUCAACUGCUUAAUCAAGCUGUGAAGGAUGUUGGGUUUGAAGAAGUCUCCAUUAAAAGGUGUCAAGCACAAUUUGGUUGCCCCUGGACAUGUUCCUUCUCGGUCCAACCCUUUUGAUUCUGAUGAUGAGUUGGACAACAAGCAAGCUCUUAAGCCCUCAAGAUCUGAACCCACUCUGAAUGCUGCAAAAUUUGGAGCUAAUCCUUUUAAUGAUGAUGCUGAAGUAAAAGUGAACUCAUCUUCUUCGUAUUUGCUAACUUCAGCUGCUCGGAACAGGUAUAAGAAUGAUUUCCGUGACUCAGGAGGAAUAGAGAACCAACAAGUACAAGAAUUAGAGAACUAUGCUGUUUACAAGGCUGAGGAGACAACAAAUUCUGUCCAUAACUGCCUGAAGAUUGCAGAAGAAAUAAGAGAGGAUGCCACAAAAACUUUGAUCACUUUACAUCAGCAGGGUGAGCAAAUUACCAGGACCCAUGAAACUGCUGCUGGCAUUGAUCAUGACCUAAGUCGGGGUGAGAAGCUUUUGGGAAGCCUUGGGGGCAUCUUCUCUAAGACUUGGAAACCAAAGAAGACUCGUGAAGUCACAGGUCCAGUUAUAACAAGAGAUGAUUCACCUAAGAGAAGGGGUAACCACUUGGAACAGAGGGAGAAGUUGGGACUGAAUCCUGUACCCAGAGGACAGUCAAAAUCUCGGGCACCACUGCCUGAACCCACAGAUGCAUUUCAAAAAGUUGAGGUUGAAAAAGCGAAGCAGGACGAUGCCCUCACUGAUCUGAGUGGUCUACUGGGAGAGCUGAAGAAUAUGGCUGUUGACAUGGGGUCUGAAAUUGAGAGGCAAAACAAAGGUUUGGAUCAUCUUCAAGACGAUGUGGAUGAGCUGAACUUCCGCGUGAAAGGUGCCAAUCAACGUGCUCGACGUUUACUUGGAAAGUAGAAUUAAAGCUUCCAUUUGAAACCGGCUUCUCUUCCCCUGAUUGCCAUACCAGCAAUUCCUCGUUUUCUUGUUCUAUGUUCUCGUUAUGACUCCCUUUUCUUUUCAUGUAUAUGAGUCAGAAUUGAGACGAUGUUGCAAUGUUUUCUCCUUCUCUUUUGAACAGCCAUGGAGUUAGCUUACAGCUGAAUAACAUUUCCAUUCCUUAAUUCGUUCUUUUUUCCAUAUUCUUAAAUAAACGGACCUUUCUUGC